Messenger RNA from Lentinula edodes (shiitake mushroom), 849 nucleotides. RefSeq lists its product as uncharacterized. The transcript is spliced from 5 exons. Bases 1 to 849 code for a protein of 282 amino acids. The record is from RefSeq and is a predicted model, not a curated record. Lineage: Eukaryota; Fungi; Basidiomycota; Agaricomycetes; Agaricales; Omphalotaceae.
AUGUCGAGCACAAACAGAAACUCAUCGAACAACUACCAAACCAACCAAACUACUCAAGGACGAGUGAGAUUCGAAGAAGAAUCCACCGUCUAUUCGCAUGAAGCUACGAGAAAUCCCCGAUCGACUACUAGUAGCAGGGGAGCGCCACAUCCUGAAGAUACACGUAGUCUCUAUGCAAGGCAAUACUCAGAAUGGAAUACGAUCAAGCUAGCCAAGUUUACUCACAUUGCUAACAGCCCGCAAUCCCAACCUGCCCCUAACACGACGGGCAAUAGGGGCUACAUCGAGGCGCCACAACUUCAACCUCCGGAACAAUCCUAUGGAAGUGAAUUUACCUGGCUGGCGCGUCGAGCAACAGUGCUCACCAAGGAAAUCCGGCAGCGUCGUGGCAACGUCCACUAUGCUGGUCAGUUCGUCAAAAACAGCGUCGUACACUUUACCCCAUCCACUCCACAAGGAGUCAACACCAUCCCUCUUCCAAACAUUGGAGAGAACAACAACCAAGAGGCGUGGCGACGUCAAGCGUCACCCUACCAGUACAGCCCAGUGGCAAACUCUAACCAACCACCUUUGACUACCGUUUGGAUGUCAACGAGUGCCACAGCGUUGCCUCCCGCCCCAGAAGGGGUGAACAUUAUCGCCCUCCAAAGCAUUGGGGGGAAUGAAAGUGCAGAGACACGGCGAGGUCGAGGCCGAGUCUCUGCUUACCCGUCAAGCUCGAUGCGUUAUCCUAUGACUGUCAACGAACCUGCUCCGCAGCAGAGCUUUCCAAUGAAUACCUUUCCUGUUAACAACGGGGCGACGCAGGAGGAAGGGGAAGAGGACCGCAGAUGCUGCAGGUUCUGUUGA